Molecule: messenger RNA, 2019 nt
Organism: Brenthis ino (lesser marbled fritillary)
Lineage: Eukaryota; Metazoa; Arthropoda; Insecta; Lepidoptera; Nymphalidae
Source: the annotation of a GenBank genome assembly
AUGGACGAGGUCUGUGAUGGAUACCAGAUAGUUGAUACUCUACACAUAGAAUCCUUCAAUCAUGGACAACGGGCACGCGCUCACAGACCGAAUAGAAAACAUCGAGCGGCAGUCGAUGGCGUGCUGCGAUUUGAACCGCAACCCUACAAUAAGAAGCUGGAAUUAAACAGUUCUGGGAAAAUACACUGCAAAGUUGCAGGCGGUGCUUCUCCUGUAGUCACUUGGUCAUUGAACGAUGCAGAUCCCCUACCAGAGGGUGUCACAUCAGCCAAUGGUACGUUGAUGGUGUCAGAAGCUAAGAGAAGCCACUCUGGCAACUACACCUGUCGGGCGUCUGAUGGUGACCAGAAUAUAACAGCGAGAAUCACUUUGGAUGUUGUUGUUGCUCCAAGAGUAAUAGAACCGAGCCCGGGACAACAAAUGCACGUAACAGUGGGACAGACUGUGUCCCUUAACUGCUUAGCGUCUGGGGAUCCCCCGCCCACCACGCACUGGGAUAGAAACCUGACGAUACUUCAUCAACAACAAGAUGGAGUCGACAUUGAAGGUGGAGUAAAUGCUUCGAGUUCACGAUUAAUCCUUCUAAACAACGGUACUCUUCUCAUACGCGAUGUGAAAGAGGAGGAUUCAGACAGAUACGGCUGCACGGCCGGCAGCGCCGCCGGCUUGGCCAGAAUUGAACUGGAACUAUUUGUUCAUCCAGAAGGCGAACUACCCCAAGAGUCUACAGGCGUAGCCGGGAAAGCAGUGCUAGUUUCCAUAUCAGUGGCCGGAGCCUACAUGAUAUUAGUGUUAGCUCUCAUGCUAUAUUGUAGACGGAGACGAUUGCAAAGAAGGCAGCGAGGUGAAAAAAUGGAGUUAGAGAUGGCAGAAGGGAGAGAGAAGUUAGUAGAAGAGGGAGUAGAAGAAGAGAAGAAAGUGACAGUGAACGGCGUGCCCGCGCACAACGGCCGCCUCAUGCCACAUGAUAGGGAUAGUGGUGCUGACAAUUCUGAAGUGUCGGGUAUAUCUCGGGCUUCGAAGAAAUCAGGGCAAUAUGAUCAUCUCACCGUGCCCAGGACUUUACUGACUGAACAGAUUGUUUUAGGUCGUGGUGAAUUUGGUGACGUAUCGUUAGCUAAAAUAGAUAUGGCGCAGUUAAAAAAGCUAAGGAACAAAGACAAGGAUAAAGAAAUGGAGCCGCACGUGAAGCCUGUGCUUGUUAAAGCCCUCACUACUAAGGAUGAGGUCCAGUUAGCAGAGUUCAGACGUCAGUUGGAGGUGUUCGCGCGCGCACGUCACGAGCACGUGGCGCGUCUGCUCGGCCUCUGUAAUGAGGCCGAUCCGCACUAUAUGCUUCUAGAACAUACUGAAUGGGGCGACCUAAAGUCCUUCCUAAUAGCAACACGAACAGAAGCAGAGAACGAAGAGUACAUAGCGCGCGUGGGUCCCGCGCACCGGCUGCCGGCAGUCGCGCCGGCACCGCCGCUGCAGCCGGCGCACGCGGCCGCGCUCGCUGCGCACCUGGCGGCCGCCGCCGCCGCACUGGCCGCUAAGCGGCUCACGCACAGAGACAUAGCGGCCCGCAACUGCGUAAUAACUUCGAAGCUGCAACUCAAGCUGUCCUUCCCCGCACUCACCCGCGGACCUAACUCGCACGAGUACUACAAGUUGCACGAUCAGGUGAUACCGCUACGUUGGCUCCCCUACGAAGCGGUGAUGGAAGGCGAAUAUUCCACUAAGUCAGAUGUGUAUAUGUUCGCGGCUACUGUGUGGGAGAUUUAUACAAAAGCCGAAAUGCCAUUUGCAAAACUAAACGACAACUCAGUGUUAGAAAGGCUGAAGAAUGAUUCUCUAGAGUGGAAUAUACCGGGUGCGAUGCCCGAGCGACUUGGGACUAUACUCAAACGGUGCUGGAACAAAUCUCCGGCGGAUCGACCACAGUUCAAUGAGAUAUCCGAGGAAAUGAAAAUUAUUAUACAAGAUAUGACGUCUGAGAGCGUGUCGCAACACUCGCAGGAUAAAAUAGAGGAAGAACCU